Messenger RNA from Sycon ciliatum, 2220 nucleotides. RefSeq names its product aromatic-L-amino-acid decarboxylase-like. The record is from RefSeq and is a predicted model, not a curated record. The coding region runs from base 208 to 1728 and encodes 506 amino acids. Gene Ontology annotation, cellular component: cytoplasm. Gene Ontology annotation, biological process: carboxylic acid metabolic process. Gene Ontology annotation, molecular function: pyridoxal phosphate binding; carboxy-lyase activity. NCBI's taxonomy places the organism in Eukaryota, Metazoa, Porifera, Calcarea, Leucosolenida, Sycettidae. The transcript has 2 exons.
UCCGCUGUUCUCCUUUUUCCAUGCCGGGUGCAUCAUGUGCAUAAGCAGUGGAUCUACUACUACAUGAUUGUAGUGUUGCUAUUACUAGUAUUAGUAUUAGUAACGUUAUUACUUCAAACGAAGUACAGCUCCAUGAUCUGAACUCAUUCCGAAGCCUGUGAUAGGUCCACCGUCAGUGUAGCACCUGUAACGGUGGUUUUUGGCGUUAUGGAUGAGCUUCGCCUGUCUCCCGAGUCCUUUCAGGAGCUGCUAGGAAAGAUCACUCCUCUCAUCAUGCAGUGUGUUCGAGAUAUCGACGAGGGACCGACGUCCUUUGUUCAGUCACUUGAGAACAGUGCAGACUCGGUGGAGCAGGCCAAACAGCUAGCUGCAGCAAUGAAAGAGGAGAGGGUCCCAGAAACGGGGAAAGCGAUUGCCGACAUACUGGAUUCGCUCUGCAAUGUUGCCGCUCGUGGAGGAGUCAACAGCGGCAGUGCAGGCUUCUGCGCAUACGUUCCCAUCGGUGGUUUGCUUCACGCUGUGAUCCUGGAGAUGGUCAGUCUCAUCCUGAAUCGGGUGACACCGCUCUUCCUGCUGAGCCCCGGCAUGGUGCAGAUCGAGUCGAACGUCAUCGCGUGGAUGGCUAGUGUUGUCGGGUACGACCCCGUCACGUCGUUUGGAUCCUUCACGUCAGGUGGCUCCAUGGCCAACUUUAUAGGAAUUCUGGCGGCGCGUCGUAAGUACCUUCGAGAGGAACAGAUCUCCCAGGGCGCUGUCAUGGCAACUAGUCAAACACACAGCUGCAUCGGCAAGGGUCUGAUCAUGGCCGGCAUACCUCGGUCAUCACUCUGUCUCGUCGAGUGUGAUGAAAAGCUCAGGAUGUGUCCAGCGGCGUUAGAGAAGUGCAUCAAGGCGCAACGAAGUUCCGGUCACAAGCCGUUCCUGGUGGUAGCAAGCGGAGGCACGACGAACACGGGAGCCGUCGAUGAUCUGCGCGCCAUAUCGGCAAUCUGUCGUUGCCAUGAUGUGUGGCUGCAUGUUGACGGUGUGUACGGUGCAGCAUUUAACCUGACGCAACGCGGUCGUGAGCUACUGGAUGGCCUGGAAGAGGCCGACUCCAUUGCCAUAGACCUUCACAAGUCAUUCUUUCUGCCAACAGUAACAGGGUUAUUGCUGGUCAGGGAGAGAUUCUACCUGAAGAACGCGUUCACCCAUGAUGUCCACGCGCCGUUCCUCCCGCAUGUGGCGGCAGAGGAAGACAAUUUCAUGGAUAUGUCUCCCGAUUUGACGCGGCCCUGCUAUGGGCUGCGCCUCUGGUUUCCGUUAAAGCUGUGCGGGAUCGGGAAGUGGCGUACGGCUCUGGACGAUAGGCUUGACUGGACGGCCGAGUUUACCGACGGGUUGCGCAAGAUGUCCGGCAUCGGAGUUGAUCUGACGACAGAGCCCAGCCUGACAAUUCUUACGUUCCGCUACACACCACCGGUCGGUUCUGCAGCAACGGGUGACCGUGGCGCUACGCAGCCAGACCGGCAAAGUGAGGAGCAUCUCGCGUAUCUGCGCCAGGUCAACGAACGUCUCCUGGUGUUCAUCAACCGCCGCGGCAACAUCUUUCUGUCGGCCACUACACUGCCCGGGAGCAGGUACGUGAUUCGUGUCUGCGUACUCAAUAUACGCUUGACACGGGAACGUCUGAUGAAAGGCCUCACCGACAUCUCCGACGGAGCAAAGCACAUCGCAGAGCAGCUGUAGAGGUUAUUGGAGAAUCUCCUUAAUUAAUACGCUGGUUUUCAACCUCUAUUUAAAAAAAAAAAACACUCAGUCCUAUGCUGUAAGAUAUUCAUUGGUACAAUGAAGAUGUGUGAUGAGUGUUGCACCAUUCAGUGCAAAGCUCAAACCUUUCUCCAUUGUUCUCUCCUCGAUUUCUUCACUCAGCUUUUUAUUGUCUUCAUCGAUAGACACUGUACAUACAUGUACAUUGCGAUGAGGUUAAAACAUGUAUUGACCUUAAGAAGAGGUUGUAGCGUGCAGCAACACAUGUAUUCACCUAUUUAUUUAGUUUAUUUACCGGUUUUACUUUUAAAUCUGACAAAACAUUGGCAUCCCACUCAUUGGAUGUUGCCUUACUUGAGCUUUCCAAGUUAGAAGGCUGUUGGCUUUUUCCCGGCACAUAGAUGUGUUGUAGGCGUAGGGUUGCUGAAUGUUGUUGUUGUUGUUGUUGUUGUUGUAUACUUUAUUAUUAAA